AUGACCUUCGGCCUCGACCAGUUCCCCUUCGGCAUGGCCCUCCGGCUGCUCGACCUGCUCUUCUACGAGCGGACAGUGAUGCCCCUCUUCCGCCUCGCGCUCGCGCUGCUCAAAAAGCGCCAGCGCGCCCUCCUCGCGAUCCGAGACUCGACCGAGAUGAUGACGGCGCUGCGCAGGCUGCCACUCUCCAUCAGCGACGACAAAAUCGAGGCCUUCUUCUCGCGCGACGUGGCGGCGCAGAAGCCAAAGCUCAGCCGGCCCCACAUCCUCUCGCCUCCGGCGGUCGCCGGCAACGGCGGCGCGGACCCCUUUCCCGCACAGGCCUGA
Emiliania huxleyi CCMP1516 is the source of this 327-nucleotide messenger RNA. RefSeq lists its product as hypothetical. Bases 1 to 327 code for a protein of 108 amino acids. The record is from RefSeq and is a predicted model, not a curated record. Lineage: Eukaryota; Haptophyta; Isochrysidales; Noelaerhabdaceae. The transcript has a single exon.